UGACGUCACAGCCGCCGCGAGAACGCUGCGGGCCAUCUAUAAGAGGUGUCAGGAUGCAGGCAGUCACCCGCUGUCAGUGACCUGCUGUCGGCUCCGUGGGCUUACCAUGGCUGCCACCUUCCUGCUGCUGCUGCUGCUGCUGGCAGCAGCACAGGCCACGGCUCCCCCGCCCUGCCAGGGUGACCCAGCGUCCUGGUGCUGGGACACGGCCACGGCUGCGCGCUGUGGCUGGGAGCAGCAGUGCCAGCACCUCCGCGACAGCCUGGCCCUGGGGAAUGUGGCUGACGGGGACGGCGUGGGGCAGGGCAGGGGGAUUAAGUGCAGCCUGUGUACCAAGGUCCUGAAGAAGAUACAGUCGCUGGCAGGUGACAACCCCGACGAGUCGGCCGUGGCAGCAGCCCUGCAGAAGGGCUGCCGGAUGCUGGGCCGGGUCCUCGGCAAGGUGUGCCAGCGGUUGAUGAACAAGUACCGGGACCAGAUCAAGGAGGAGCUUCAGAACGGGGACACGCCCCGGGACAUCUGCACUGCCAUGGGCAUCUGCCGGUCCUGAGCAGUGGCCACGGCACAGCCCCGAGUGCCCCCAAACCCUGAUGCUUCUCCAGCCCCUGAUGCCCCCACAGCCUUGCCAUCCCCCUCCCCCUCAGUAAAGUCCCUCCUCUGGCUUC
This is a messenger RNA of Vidua chalybeata, 665 nucleotides long. Its product is annotated as saposin-C-like. Gene Ontology annotation, cellular component: cytolytic granule. Bases 107 to 550 code for a protein of 147 amino acids. The transcript is spliced from 6 exons. The record is from RefSeq and is a predicted model, not a curated record. Gene Ontology annotation, biological process: defense response to bacterium; killing of cells of another organism; lipid metabolic process. Lineage: Eukaryota; Metazoa; Chordata; Aves; Passeriformes; Viduidae.